AUGGCACCCAAGAAGAGGUCCCGUGCUUCCGCCCAUCCCUCCACUUCAAAGGCUCCGCCGCCCGCGGCCUCUAAUGCCGCGGGAGAUGCGGGGGCACACAAGGAUGUGAACGCUGCUGGGGACGUGGUUGGUGCAGGUGGCGCCAUCACCACUUCCCCCGCGGCCGACGCGAGGGCAGGAGACAUCGGAGGGGAACAACAUCAGCAGCGCCUCGAUGUCCACGCUCCACAAGGCGCGAGCGAGGGGGUCACUCCGUUUGCACCCCCUCCUCCCACCGACGGGCAUAGCUGCAGCAACGACGCUUGGUCCGGGGCGAGCCAUCGCCCUCCAGCCGCCCCCACCAUGGGGGCGACCGCGGUGAAUGCGCCUCCUCCCGGACGAGCCAACCAGGCCACUGCGCUUGACGGAGCCGCGGACCCUGAAGCACCACCGCUGCGCAACCCUGCUGCCCAGGUGGUCGUCCCACAGCAGUGCGGGCGCGGCACCACUGCCGCAGCCGCUGGCACUGUUAGGAGCCAGGCGAUAGUGCGGUCGACGUCAUCAACACCUAUACCAAGCACUACCACGGAGGCUAUGGCGCGAGCUCAGCUACUGCUAAGGUUUUCGCCAGCAGCCGAGCAGAUGGAUGAGUGGCGUGCCACCAUCCAAAGCCUGCUCGGCUUCGCCGAAGCUGGGGGCUCACAAUGA
This is a messenger RNA of Aegilops tauschii subsp. strangulata, 687 nucleotides long. The record is from RefSeq and is a predicted model, not a curated record. NCBI's taxonomy places the organism in Eukaryota, Viridiplantae, Streptophyta, Magnoliopsida, Poales, Poaceae.